Phalaenopsis equestris is the source of this 2091-nucleotide messenger RNA. Its product is annotated as ferric reduction oxidase 2-like. Gene Ontology annotation, cellular component: plasma membrane. Gene Ontology annotation, molecular function: oxidoreductase activity. The transcript is spliced from 9 exons. The record is from RefSeq and is a predicted model, not a curated record. The coding region runs from base 1 to 2091 and encodes 696 amino acids. Lineage: Eukaryota; Viridiplantae; Streptophyta; Magnoliopsida; Asparagales; Orchidaceae.
AUGAGAGCUCUCCUCGGUCUGCUGUUCCUGGGUUGGUUAAUGAUAUGGGCUGUCAUGCCCACCAGGAUUUACAGAGACAAAUGGAGCUCCAAGCUCGAAUCUGCAACCAUCUCCACCUUCCUCGGAAUGCAAGGGACUUGGAUUCUGAUCAUUACAUUCCCCAUCCUGUUCAUUGCUGUCGUGGGCUGCCUUUAUCUCCAUUUAAUGGAGAAAAAUCGUUCAAGAGGAGGGUUUAGUGGAGGUGGAGGGUUAAUCCGGCGGCUGAGAGCGUGGCGGAGGCCGGCAAUGGUGAGAGGGCCGCUUGGGGUGAUCACCGGAGUUGAGCUCGUCUUCUGCAUCAUGUUUAUGAUCCUGGUCAUCUGGGCUUUGUACACGUACAUAACAGGCGGUCUUUCAGACGUCAGCUCUAAGCUUGCUGCAGAGUAUGGAGAGAAACUGUGGGAGGCGAAGCUGUAUGAUGUGGGCUUGCAGCUGGGAUUGGCCGGAAAUAUGUGCGCGCUGUUCUUCCCGGUGGCUCGCAGCUCCUCUCUUCUGCCGCUGGUUGGAUUGACUUCGGAGAGCAGUAUCAGGUAUCAUGUAUGGCUGGGCCAUUUAGUCAUGCUGCUCUUCUCUGCACACGGUCUCUGUUAUCUCAUCGUCUGGGUUUUUGAUGGCCGCACCAACGAGUUGCUGAAAUGGGCUCGAAUUGGCGUCUCAAACGUAGCAGGAGAAGCAGCUCUGGUUUGCGGUUUGGCAAUGUGGGCUGUCACCUUCCCCCGCAUUCGGCGCGCCAUCUUCGAACUCUUCUUCUACGCACACUACCUGUACAUCCCCUUCCUGUUCUUCUACCUUCUCCACGUCAGCUUCGCCACCUUCUGCCUCGUCCUUCCCGGCGUCUACCUCUUCAUCAUCGACCGCUUCCUCCGCCUUCUCCAAUCCCGGCGCAGGGUCCGAUUGCUCUCUGCGCGGCUCCUUCAAUCCGAGGCCAUGGAACUCAACUUCGCCAAGGCUCCUGGUUUCAGCUACAAACCCACGAGCGUGGUUUUCAUCAAGGUGCCGAGUAUUUCGUCGCUGCAAUGGCAUCCAUUCACGGUUAGCUCGAGCGCCGGACUGGAGCCGGAGAAUCUGAGUGUUGUUAUAAAGAAGGAUGGGAGGUGGACUCAGAAGCUGUUUGAGUUGCUGUCCCAGCCGUCUCUGCAACGCCUCGAGGUUGCAGUCGAAGGGCCGUAUAGCCCGGGAUCCAUAGAUUUUUUAAGCUAUGAUUCCUUAAUUCUCGUAAGCGGAGGCAGCGGAAUCACCCCCUUCAUCUCCAUAAUCCGGGAACUAGUCCACCACAGCUCCACUCCCUCCAACAAAACCCCCACCGUCCUCCUAAUCUCCACAUUCAAAACCGCCGCUGAUCUAACCGUGCUCCACCUCCUCCUCCCAAUGUCCACCACCACCAACUUCUCCCAGCUCCAGCUCCAAGUCCUGGCCUUUGUCACCCGGGAGCAACAACCUCCCCUGCCCCAUGACCCCGAAGCCAUGAAGCCUGGCAUCCGUUCCAUAUACUUAAACCCCAACCCCUCCGACGGAGCCGUGGCUCCCGUUCUCGGCCCCAAAGGCUGGCUCUGGCUUGCCGCCGUCGUCUCAUCCUCCUUCCUCGCCUUCCUCUUCCUCAUCGGCAUACUCACGCGGUACUACAUAUACCCUAUCGAUCACAACACCUACGAAGUCUAUUCGUAUACGAAGAUGGCAUUGCUGUACUUGCUGAUCAUGUUCUGGUGCAUUGCCGUCAUGGCUGGAUUUGCUGUUCUGUGGAACAAGAAUAUGAAUUGCAAGGAAGCGGAGAAGGAGUUGAUGCCGGUGAGAAUGACUGACGCGCUUGCGCCGGUGAUGAUGACGUCGGCGGUUGGCGGUGAGAUUGAAAGUGAGGCAUUGCUGGGAGCCUUGAAGGUCCAUUAUGGUGAAAGACCCAAUCUUAAAAAGUUGCUAUUGGAGUUUGGUGAAAAAUCAAGUGCUAUUGGGGUGAUGGCGAGCGGUCCAAGUUCAUUGCGUCGCGAGGUGGCAGCUAUUUGCACUGCUGACAAUGCUGAGAAUUUGCACUACAAUUCCUUAAGCUUUACAUGGUGA